Molecule: messenger RNA, 4764 nt
Organism: Vitrella brassicaformis
Lineage: Eukaryota; Vitrellaceae
Source: the annotation of a GenBank genome assembly
AUGGCCACUGACUCGUCGCGGGAGCUGCUGGGGGAGACGAUGGAUGGUACAGGAGCAUUGCACACACGCAGUCUCGAGCAUUCUUCACUUCAAUCUUCUUGUCGUUCUUCCGCGUGUGCAGAGUUCCUGGUGGUCGUGCAGGAGAAAAAAGCGCUCGAGAAGCUCAGAGGCCACCAGCGGCUCAAGGUAGAGAGAUGCUUGCUUGACGGAAGGGAGGGGCUGUACGUGUCAUCUUGUCUGCCUGCCUGUCUGUCUGUCUGUCUGUCCUCAGCACUGGAUCAGCAAGAAGGGCCGCUUCCGCGUGUUGGUGCGGGACAUCCGUGGUGUGAUGCGGGAGGGCGACCAGCCCAUCAACAUGGCCCUCAUGGAGAGCAUCGCAGAGUCCAUUAACGCCAGAGCCGUCGCAUACCGCAAAGACAUGGACAAACACUGGUCCCCCACUGAGAGAGAGAGGAGGGAACAAAGCACCACACAGGUGUUUUAGACCGUCUCUCUCUUUCUGUGUGGCUGUGUCAGGGCUGUGUUCGUGCGGCAGCAGCAGGGUGGGGAUGGUGUUGCUGUUGAUGAUGUCGAUGUCCGUGCGGACGCCUCGACGGAGACGGCGAUGGUGCAUUCCAGCGAGGCUGCGACCGAGCCGAUGGAGUGGAUGUGGAGCGAGAACCACACACAGACGGGCGGUGCCGGUGAGGAGGAGGACUCGACGAGGGUCAGCAGCGAUCUGAAUGAGACACUUGAGAUGAUGCAGCACACCGUUGACGCCGCGCGGUGAGUAGGGGAGGGAGGGAGGGAGGGAGGCAAGACAUAGCUGAUCAUGUGCGUGUGCGUGUGUGCAGCAACGUGACGGCCCAGAAGCACCACAUGACCGUUGCCGAGUUCGAGGGCACCGCCAUCGAAGCCAUCAAGGUGAGAGAGGGGAACGGAUGACAGCAGCCAGCCACACACAGGAGUGUAUGCAAACACCAUCCAACCAGUGUUCCUCUCUCUGUGUGGGGCUAGGAGCUGUCUGCUGAGAAGGGUUGGGACGUGCCUCUGGUCGACCAAAUGCCGCCCCUGCAGCCAUCGGUAGGUAGAGAGAGAGGAGAGAUCUGUCGGCCGCACAGACAGACAGACAGACAGAGCAGUAGAAGUGACUUCAUUCACUGUCUGUGAACAGGGUGAGGUGAGCCAGGUUGUGCUGGACAAGUUGAAGGCCCUACAGACAGAGGUACGUGUGUGUGCAGUGCAGUGCAGUGCAGUGCAGGUGUCAUGGCAACCAGCCAGCCGCGGUACCCAUCUGACUGACCUGCCUGUGCCGUGUGUGCCAUGAACGCAACGCCUGCAGGAUGGUGACUGGGCGUCGGAGCUUGGCGUCGCCGAGUGGAUCGACAAACUCACGAGCAUCGCUCAACUGCUCACCUCGCGUACGCACAGACAGACAGACAGACGUACGUCGGAUGGCGUGCAUUUGAUGCAUACUAUUUGGAUCUGUCAGAUCCGCUGGAUAAGGAGGGCGAGUACCUCAACUCGACCGUCGACAAGAUAGUCGAGUUCGUCACACACGCACACGUCACACAACGUACGUACGGCGCAUGAUAAGAGACGUGCAUGCGGACACUACAUGGAUCGAUGUGUGACGGUCGUCAAUCUCUCUCUCUCUCUCUGUCUGUGUGUGUGUGUGUGUGUGUGGUCCGUCCGUCAGCCUCUAUGGUGUUGAAGGACCACCGUGUGCAGCUGCAGGCGUCCGCCGACAAGAUUCGCGACAUCUCCACCGCCAUCAGAGAGUGAGUGAGGGAGGGAGGGGAAGAGCACACCCACAGAGACACACAAGGGUCCCAUGCAUCUCCCUGUCUCGUGUGUCUUUUGCGUGUGUGCGCAGUGAGACGAGUCCGGUGAAGCGUCACCUCAAGUCGAAGCAGCGCAUCGAUGCCGUCAUAGAGUACCUCACGCUCGUCAAGGACAAGGUGGCUGCGCGCCCUGCCUGUCACACACACAUCCAUCCGUCCAUCCAUCCAUCUCACCGUCUCUGUGUGGUGGGUGCAGGGGUCGGCCAUCCGCGAGUGUCUCAAGAAGACAGGGUCGAUCGACGCCUUCGACGAGGCGCAGGCACAGAUACUCACCGACAGCAAGGUGAGCGAGGGCUCAGGGGCAGACAGACAUGCACGGAGACGUAUCUCUGUGUGUGUGUGCGUGUGUGUGUGCAUGCGCUUGUCUAUUGAUUGUGUGUGUGGUGUAGGGUCUGAUUGAGAGUGGCCGUGAGUCGUGUGAGUGGUGGAAGAAGACCCUCUACCAGUUUGACAAACGCGCACAGGACAUGAUCGGUGUGGUUCGGAAGCACUCACGCGCACCGCACACACUCACUCACGGACACACAGAGCUCUGUCGUGUGUUGCUGUCUGUCAGACUACCAGCAUGGCCUCAAGACAUCUGUCGAGGAAGCCCGUGCCUACGAGAAGGAGUGCGUGAGACCCUCACCAACACACACACAGAUGUGCGCCACUUGUCCGUCCACCAUGCCUAUGUGUAUGUUGUGUGGUGUCACACAGGUUGGUGGAGGCCAACACGGCCAAGCGCGCGGCCAUCAAGGAGCAGAUGGCGGACCUCUGCAAACAACUCAUCGAAGUAGAGGUACAUAAGACACCUAGACAGAUACCGCCGUCACAACACGCAUACACAGACACAGACGCAUAUAUAUGUGUGUGAUGGCGGGCAAUCAUUGAUCAGCAAUCUGAGGCCUUUGCCAAGCAGCAGCGUCUGCAGGCCGAGGCCGCCGUGGCCACGGCAGACAAACCGCUCAAGAAGAUACUCAACACUGUCGAGGUAUGUGUGGCUGCCUCUGCCAGCCUGGUACUGUAUGUGUGAAUUCCUGUGUCCAUGACAUGACAGGUGUGGCGUGAGGAGCACGAGCGGCGCUGCGAGAGAUGGGAGAAGGGCGUCCACGCUGCGGUACACACACACACACACACACACAGAGAGCGAGAGAGAAAUCACCGGCGUAUGGCCACCUGACUCUCUGCACUGCUGCUGGUUCAUUCAUUCAUCAUUCAUGCAGGUUGAGAUCGACUCGUGGGUGCAGAUGGUGUUGGGGUCCGUACACGGCCGUGUGGACAAGGCCGUCAACGACCUGUCGGCGGGUACGUUACUUAGGAAACAAGAGAAGAGACAGAAAUCCGUCACACACACGACUCACACACGAGGGACGGGCGUGCCGCUGUGUGCAUGCAUCGGUCGGUCAGCUUUGCCUGUGGACCGUGCUCGUGUGGAGGCCCUGGUCGACCGCCAGAAGACCCAAAUGGACACCGCUAUCGCCAAGAAACAGCAGCUGGUGCGGAUGAAUAGCAGCACGCUUCUCACAAGCACAAACACAAACACACACUCUCUCUGUCUCUGUCUUCCUCUCUGCUAACACAGGCGUCCAACAACUACCAGAUGAUGAUGGAUUUGCGCGACGAGUGGACCAAAUACGAGGGCGACGCCUAUUACCAGGAGAGAGUCCAAAACGCAAUCGCCGCCAAAACCGAGGCAUACGAACGGGUAGGCACACACACACACACAUCCAUACGCCAUACGCCAUCUCAUUUUCCAUCCGUCCGCGCUCUGUCUGUCAGCUGUUGAAUGAGAUCAGUGUGCUGGAGAGCGACAAGGGCCGCAUCGACUGUGCGUAUGGCGAAUACCUGUCGUGCCUCAGUGGGGCCGUGGGCGGCGGGGAGGACCUCAGCACCAGCAUCGAGAUCGUUGACGUCAAGGAUGACGCUGAGCAGUGGGCAGAGCAGCACUUCAUGGCCUUCAAGUAAGGCCUUGAGAGGGACAGAGGCCGACGAUCUGUGUCAAUGUCAAUGAUUGCAAUGCAGGCCGCUGGAGGUGUCAUUGCCGCCGCCCCCUCCCUCCUUCUCGGCGUCAUCGGCUGUGGCGUCCUCAUUCGGACACUCAUUCAACUCAUACAUCAACCUCAAGGCAGCCAACCACACACAAUUCCCCUCCCUCCACACCCCCCCCCCCCCCCCCCCCACACACAGACCCAUCUGUGUGUCCUCGUGUCUGUCAGGUCCCUGGUGCUGUGGAGGGCAUCGACGAGUGUUCGAGCGAGGACCUGAGUGUGGCCGAGAGCGAGAUCCCACUCCCCGCCGCCACACACACACACACUCAGAAGCACAGCCGUGGCAAUGGCAUCCCCAUCGACUGGCUGGGCUCGGCUGUCAUGGUGCCGUCGCCAUCCUCUGCUAUGGCCGCUGCUGCUGCUGCUGCUGGUGCUGGUUCUGCUGAUGGUGCACACAAGGAGGGGGAGGGGGAGGUGGAGGGAGAGGAACACGAGGAGAUUGACACGGACAUGGACACCAAGGACCUGGAAAUGGGCAUCAAGGAGGCUGGCGGCGAGGAGGGCUUCCAGGUCAGAAGAGGGAGUCUCGUGUGCACAGUAAGUACAUGUUGGUUGUUUCGUUGUUGUAUGUGCCUGCAGAUGUGUGAGCCCACUGAGAGUAUGCUGGUGCUCCGGGAGGGACUUAACUACUCAAACGCACCCCAAUCGGUCGGUACACAACCCUCCCUCACUCCCUCCCUCCCUCCCCACCUCACCACCUCAACCCUCACUGUGGUCAUAUCUGCCUCCCUCCCUAUGUCCAGACUCGUUCCGAGUCGGAGGUGCAUGUGUGUGCGGCCGCGGCCCUCCAUGACGAUGAGGACACCGUGCUCGUCAACCAGGAGGCCAAGGAGGCCAUAGAGGAGACUGCUGUGGAUGAGGCCACCGACAUGCCGCAGGAGCCCCUCCUCACGGAGUCGUUCGCUGCAUAG